GCGGAAUCUUUUACUGUUCUCGAAAGGAUCUGUUUUAUCAUCGUGAAACUGGGCGAGCAGCGGUAGAAUGAGCACCGAGGCUAGAACCCUGUGGGUUGGAAAUCUGUCUGAUAAUAUCGACGAAGAUCUUCUCUAUGAGUUAUUCGUACAGGCUGGACCUUUGGAGAACGUCAACGUGAAAAGGGGGCCGGGCAACAGUAAUCAGAAUCCUUUUGCGUUUGUGACGUUUCGACAUGAUGCGUCAGUGGGUUAUGCUAUCGCGCUUUUCGACGGAAUUUCGCUCUAUGGUCGCGUUCUAAACAUGAAGCAAAGGCAUGGCGUAACACCAGACUACAAAUAUCGCGACAUCAUGGAAUCGUAUUUGCAGGAAAUGCAUCAUUCCCGUGGCAGGCAACAGCAGCAGCAGCAGCAACCGUUGAUGAAUUACGGUAACCAACUAGAGCAGCAGGGAAUUCAUUAUGCUAUGAUACAGCAGCAGAUGAUGAUGAUCAAACAACAGCAGCACUAUGAUAGUGGUGGAAACAACGGUGGAACACGCGGAGGAUUCCGGAGGGACCAAAGAGAUGGGGGACAAGCAAGAGACAAUUUAAGAGGCAUCCACGGGGGACACAGUCACGAUCGUUACGAGAGGAGCAGCGGCAGCAGACGCCAGCAACACCAUGGAGCUCAUCACGGAAGCAAACAUCAUCACCAUAACCAUUCGCGAUAGUCGAAGUUAUACUACGUUAUGGAAAAAAAUUCAUUUCAACAGGUCGAAAAAAAACAAGCUAUUCAGUCGCAGCAAUCGCAUUAACUGCAGCAUAUAGCUGUGAUAAUGCCAGAAAUUGACCAUUAAGACAAAUAGAUUAAGCUAUACACUUGUAAGGAUGUACUAUUUUGCCUGAAUUGUGAAUACGAUAAAAUUGCAUGGAGAGACAGAAUGCCGAUAAACUCAUACGACCAAAUGCGAUCGAGUGAUUUUGCCGGCCAUUUGCGAAGAACAUUUCUUUAAUCCGAACUAACAGAAACUAGUAGGGAUUCUGAAAAGCUGAUUUGCAGUAUACGAGUGGUUUAAUCACUGGCAUUAUUUUGUGAUGAGCUUAGCUUCAUUUGACGAAAGUGCUUUUUUUUGUGGCGAAGUUCAUGUGUUGCUAAACUUGCUGGUGGAGUCAUGACGGAGAUCAUGUCUUCACGUGCACCCACCAUGUAAUGAA
Molecule: messenger RNA, 1193 nt
Organism: Varroa destructor (honeybee mite)
Lineage: Eukaryota; Metazoa; Arthropoda; Arachnida; Mesostigmata; Varroidae
Biological process (GO): regulation of alternative mRNA splicing, via spliceosome
Cellular component (GO): nucleus
Molecular function (GO): single-stranded RNA binding
Source: RefSeq, a predicted model, not a curated record